Molecule: messenger RNA, 1254 nt
Organism: Mycena indigotica
Lineage: Eukaryota; Fungi; Basidiomycota; Agaricomycetes; Agaricales; Mycenaceae
Product: ATP-dependent DNA helicase
Exons: 6
Coding region: 1-1254 (417 amino acids)
Source: RefSeq, a predicted model, not a curated record
AUGCUCCUUCACCAACCAGCCCUUUGUCAAGCUCCUCCUCAUUUCUUAUGUCUCAAAUGUCGCGCCAAACUGGUUCUUCGAUUGCGCCCUCCAUUGUCCCUCGCGAAUAACAUGUGGAUUGGCCAAGUUCCGUCUGUGUUGUCUGUUCUCAACCUGCCUGAACUACUGCUUGUUGGGCUGUAUUUCCCAGUGGCUUUCGUUGUCAAGCUUUUCCCAAAGAAGGCCGGCAGCGACUCCUGGGACAUCGACACCAUGAAAACUGGAUUACGCGGCAACGUCUCGACCUAUCGACUGAAUCCCAGCCUUAUCGAGGAAAUGGUUACCGGUAACAUAAUGCCUCGUCCUAUCGGUAUUUUGGCUGCAACGAUUUCUGUUACGUUCGUCGGGGCAAAAAAUGUUCCUUUGUUUGUUCUUCCGAAGAUGUUCGAGGUCCAACGAAGAAGGGUUCAUGACGCCUUGGUGUGGCUUCAGGCCAACAACCCAUUAUAUGCCAACAUCGAAAUUUCUUUGGAACGCCUUUCAGAACUCCCUGAACAAGACGUACCAGAGGAACUUACAACAACGGCGCGAUAUACAGAGGACGAAUCGGUUAUCGCUCGUGAACAUGGUGGUUAUGUACCAUCCAAUGUGGAUGAUGGUGGAGAUGCUCAGGUCAUUGAAGCGGAAGAACGCGACUUUGGCCAGCGACAUGAUUUGUUACCGGUGGAUAGUUUAGACAAUGAAAAUACCAAUAAAGAUGAAAACUAUGAAUGCGAUGUUAUUCCUCUCCAACCUCAUGGAGCUGUCGAUAUAUCCGCUGAUUCCAUCAACAGUGAAGAGUUAUUCUGUGCAGCAGUGAACAACCUAGCUCCGGAAGAGAUUCGCAAGUACGCGGUCCGUCCCGGCGAACAACGGGUGGACCAUCAGACGCAAAAUCAUCUCCUCGGCACAUUUCCUCUCCUCUUUCCAUAUGGCCUUGGCGGGAUUGAGGUCGAUCGUCAGGACAAAGUGUCGUAUGAAGAACAUGUUCGAUGGGCACUGCAGUAUGACGAUGGGCGUUUUCGAAAGGACUUGUAUUUCAUGUUCCAAGCCUUCGGGGUUCAAGUGAAGCGAGAGAACCAAGAUGCCUUCCAAAGACUGACGGCACAAGACUUUAUAAAAGCGAGCAAGGAAGAAGAGCGCAAACAAGGAAUCAGUAACCCAACCAUAUUGGCCUUUCGCAAACACAUUACAGCACAUUCGCGCCCAAGUCUGGGGAAUGUCUUUGCGGUUUAA